AUGGCGUCCAAUCGAUGCGUUACUUGCGCUAUCCCAGUCAAGUACCUGUUCACUGAGUACGGACAAGAUAACUUCGUCUUGGAGAUAUGCCCAAAUUGCAAAAGAUUCACGGAUCCAUACAUCGAACAAUCUUCAAUCAUCUUGAUCUUGGAUUUGUUUCUACUGAAGCCGCAAGUCUACUACCAUCUCCUGUUCAACUCGAAGCAUUCGUUCCAAUCAUUCAAUUCGCAGCUUCCUCCAUCAACUCCUACGUUAUCUCAUCUCGCCUCCGAUCAACCAAGAUCUUCUAAUCAAGUCGAUCACCAGAAUCGAAAAGCCUGCAAGCGGGUUCAUUUGCAAUUGUCUGGCCUUAUUUAUUGUUUGAUUCUGGUUUUGGAAUCGAGUUUCCAAGCGUUGGACGAAGCGCAAUCUGUCGAGUUAUUUCUUGAUUCAAAUCCGGUCAAGCAGAUAAUGAUGAAACUCCUUGGUCUGCUGUUCCACAUCUUUAAUUUAGUUUUUACUGCGACAAUAAUCUCGAGAGUUGUCAGUUAUGGAGGAAGUUACCAGGGCCUAGAUCCGAUCAAACAGGGUAUCCUAAACUCUAUCCAAGGAAUUAUCAUCUCCCUUUCUCCGGGGAUAGUGUUAUAUUCGACGAUCAUGAUUUUCCAAAACUCCUAUGGAACUCGACCUCCUCCGCCGUUAUUUUCUCCGACCGAGAACGUCUAUUCAUCCCACGUUCUUCACUUCCUCAGAGCCCAUCUGGGAUACGACGUUUCCGGGAUGCUUGAUGGUCUUGUGGGGAUCGAUAUGGACCAACUUGGCUCAACCAAACUGAAACGGCUCUUGAUCCGAAACUUGAUGGGAAGUCUCAGCUGCUCCGUAGGGAUCGCUGCCUCCUUUGCUCAAUCUUGGACGUUCGGAUUCCUCGUCUUGUGCUUCUGCUCGAUUCUGAAGAGACUACUUGCACAUCUGCUCCACCAACUCGAUCUUUUGAGUCCUUCUUAA
Puccinia graminis f. sp. tritici CRL 75-36-700-3 is the source of this 984-nucleotide messenger RNA. RefSeq lists its product as uncharacterized. The record is from RefSeq and is a predicted model, not a curated record. Gene Ontology annotation, cellular component: cortical endoplasmic reticulum; Golgi apparatus. Bases 1 to 984 code for a protein of 327 amino acids. NCBI's taxonomy places the organism in Eukaryota, Fungi, Basidiomycota, Pucciniomycetes, Pucciniales, Pucciniaceae. Gene Ontology annotation, biological process: regulation of plasma membrane sterol distribution; sterol metabolic process; sphingolipid metabolic process. The transcript is spliced from 4 exons.